CACAGCGUCUACUUUGCAACCGACUUUUUCUCUCCACAAGUCACUCCAAAAUUCAAAAUUUAAUUAUGUACAACUUUUAAAGCAAUUUAUUGAUUAAAAAUUCAAAAUGAGAGGGGUCGAUUGGGUCCUGCUCAUUGAAAUUUGUCACGAGUGUUCGGAACUUAAGUGGGAGUGUAUUUGUUCGGAUAAUGACGCCGCCAGGUCGGAUGACGAUGACGACGCCGCCGGCUCGAAUGACGAUGACGACAAGGACGUCGCCAAUCCAAGGAAAAGCGUCUUGGACUCGUCGGAUGACGAUGACGACCAGGAUGUCGCCAAGCCAAACGACACCGCAUACUGGAAGGAGUUUGCAAUCUUGCCGUAUCAGGACAGGCGGAAGUUUACUCUAGGGACUAAAUUUACCUCGUGGGAAGAUCAAGGCGAAUUCAUCUUCUUGAAUAUCGAGCACUCCUCAUCUGGCUACGACUCUGAUUCUUUCUUCGACAACAGCUGGGCCAUGAGGUCGGCGUCACUCGUCGAAAUAUCCUGCACUAAUGGGGAGUACUACAUAAUGCCGAUGCGAGGGACGAAACAUAUCGUCAACGGUGAAAACAAGACUUGCUCAUGUGGCCAGCAUCACAGCAGUUUUCGACUCGAGCUUAAUUUUGGAGACAGAUUUGAACUCUCGGUGGGGGACGGGGCCCCGGUCAGGCUGCUUUUCAAGGAGAGAACCUUCAAACCUGACAUCGAUAAGGACGAAGAGGCAGAAAACAAGGAAGCUGAAGAGGUUUCACGGGAAGAAAACAAUGUGGAUUUUUCCCCUGGACGGAACCAAUUGGUUGUCACCAAACUGCAAGACACACUGCAAGAAUUAAUCCUCGAUAUGGACAUGAGCCUUUUGCAACCAAACGGAGAAGAGGCAGCCUAUCAAAUCGCGACAAAUCUGGAUUUCAAGCAUCUCAGAGCCUUCACUUUCUUCCUGAACGGCAACUACCUUCGCAAUACGGACUUCGCCUCGUUAAAUCUCGCCUGGUUGACAGCCUGGGCAUCCGCCAUUAAAAAAAUUCAGUCCAUCACGAUUCACGGCGACCCCGUCCUGUCCUCAUUUUUGGUUGACCACAUGCAAACCGUGGGACCCUCGUCGUACCCUAAUUUGACCCAAGUGAGUACUCCCUUCAUCCACGAGGCGGGACCCGUCCUCGACUUUCUGCUCGGAUUAGAGCAACCCUUGACUAGCUUAAGUCUGCCGAUCCUCGUGAAAAUGCAAGAUUUUCAAAAUUUUGAAAAAUUGAUGGAGAAAAAUGGGAAAACUUUGAAGCACUUGGAAUUGGUCGUGUCAACGUGUGGAGAAGACGGUCAGUUCGGGGUGACCCUUCGGCUUCCCGCGCUCCCCAAGUUGGAAAGGCUGGACUUUUGGGUUAAACGUGGAUCCGAUGAGGGGGUGACGCUUAUCUUUCCGGGGGACGCGGCCAGCAUGAGCUACAAGGCGCACCUGCCGUCCAUCCGGUCACUCCGAAUUUACCCGACGGACAGGAAUUGGCGUGUCUCACGGUUUAAGAGUGGUCGGCAGUAUCGGGAAAAGUAUGGCGGUUUUUUGGACACUUUCCUCCCCAAGAAAGAUGAAGAAAUUUGCACGACUCUGAAAUAUCUGGACAUUCCGUACGAGAUGGGGCGCGAUCCGUACCCACGGGGAGCCGAGCUGCCGGGAAUGUUUCCCAAUGUGGAGAACGAGUUCAUGACGAAAUUUCGGAAGCGUCCUCCUCCCCCACCGGCAACGAAGACGUACUGGUUGAGAAGCAAAGUUAAAAAGUGAAGGAUUUUCUGGCAUUCUUUUCAAACGUUAAAAAUUUGUUAGGCUAAGUUGUAAUUCUUUUUGAAAUUGAUGUUUAAAUAUUUAUGAUGUGUAUCUUUAUUUAUUUGAAAUAUGAUUAACUUUUGAUUAACUUUUGGAUAAGACUUGGAUGUACUAAAUAUUGGGUAGCGUUUGAAAUAAACUAGAAAUUUGGUAAAAGGUGUAAACAUA
Molecule: messenger RNA, 2002 nt
Organism: Folsomia candida
Lineage: Eukaryota; Metazoa; Arthropoda; Collembola; Entomobryomorpha; Isotomidae
Exons: 5
Coding region: 107-1792 (561 amino acids)
Source: RefSeq, a predicted model, not a curated record